AUGGAGUCGCUGAGGCUUCAGAGAGGAUCUCUUGGGUCGUUGCUGCCCUUGAUAAGGCCUCUGGAAUCGCCGUUGCUCCAGAGAGGGCCUCCGGGGUCGCCACAGCCCCAUGGAAGGCCCCGGGGAACGUUGAAGCCCCUGCAAAGGCUCCUUGAGUCGCUGUACCCCAGGGGCCCUCGCAAAGGCGGUGGUAACUCCACCAGUCCUCCCAGGGUCGGGGGCGCCGACCCCAGAGACCUUCCCAUAGACAAAAGUGCCCCUAUGUCCGUCCCAGAGGCUGUGGCGCCCCAGGGGCCCUACAAGGAGCGUCCCUCCAAGAAGCCCUAUAGCUUGCUUGGUCAUGGACCCUCCCAGGGGCGGCAGAGCCACCAGGGAACUUCCCAGGAUCGGCGGCUACACAUGGGCUCUCUCAGAGGCGUCGGCGAUCCCACAGGGUUUUCCAGGGGCGUGGUUGCCUCAAGAAGCCUUCAUAGUGGAGGCAGAGCCCACAGGGGCUCCCCCAGGGGGGGCAAAACUCCCAUGGGCCCUCCCAAUGGCGUCGACGCCACCAACGGCUCUUCCAGGGGCAGUGGCACCCGCAAGGGUGGCAGUGACCCAAGGAGCCCUAGCAGAGGGGGCGACAACCCCAGGGGCCUUAUCACUAGCAACGGCGACCCCAGGGGCCAGGCCUGA
Homarus americanus (American lobster) is the source of this 672-nucleotide messenger RNA. RefSeq names its product basic salivary proline-rich protein 2-like. The record is from RefSeq and is a predicted model, not a curated record. Bases 1 to 672 code for a protein of 223 amino acids. The transcript is spliced from 2 exons. NCBI's taxonomy places the organism in Eukaryota, Metazoa, Arthropoda, Malacostraca, Decapoda, Nephropidae.